AUGAACCUCUUCGGCUACCUCAUGAUCUAUCUCGCCAUCACUGGCCGCACCGUACCACCCCGCGUCUGGCUCAUGUGCCUCUUUAUUUGUGUCGGCGCCAACCCCCAAACGUUCGCCAACACCAGCGCCCUUAUCACCUGCGUCAAGAACUUCCCGACAAACCGCGACAUCGUCAUCGGCCUCCUCAAGGGCUUCGUCGGCCUGAGCGGUGCCAUCACCACACAACUCUACUUCGCCUUCCCUAUGAUCCUGACCAACGUCUCCUACUACGACAUUACUCUCGUCUCCAUCAACUCUUCGCCGGCCAUCUGGGCGAUCUCCACCUCGCCGGCGCCACCCUCGUCAACUCCUGGGGCACACCAAGCAUAUGGCACAAUGCUCUACAAAAUGUUGGGAAUAUACCUCCAAUCCUCAAUCAUCAUCUCCAUCUUCUUCUCCAUCUUGGUCUCCGUCUCAUGGUACUUCUCAGAGCCCAUACUCAUUUGGCUUCACCAGGAGCCCCAAGUGGCAAACAUGGCCACCCUCUAUCUCCAGUGCCUGAUCCCAGGCCUCUACGCAUAUGCACUCUCGCAGUGCAUGCUGAGGUUUCUACAUACUCAAACAGUUGUGAUCCCUUUGGUGGUCUGCUCAGUGGUUCCACUUCUUAUCAAUGUAGGCUUGGCUUAUGUGACUGUUCAUGUCUUCGAACUUGGGUUUAAGGGCGCUGCACUCUCUGCAUCUGUUUCAAUCUGA
Molecule: messenger RNA, 732 nt
Organism: Zingiber officinale
Lineage: Eukaryota; Viridiplantae; Streptophyta; Magnoliopsida; Zingiberales; Zingiberaceae
Product: protein DETOXIFICATION 18-like
Exons: 2
Coding region: 1-732 (243 amino acids)
Biological process (GO): transmembrane transport
Cellular component (GO): membrane
Molecular function (GO): antiporter activity; xenobiotic transmembrane transporter activity
Source: RefSeq, a predicted model, not a curated record